This is a messenger RNA of [Candida] anglica, 3735 nucleotides long. The record is from the annotation of a GenBank genome assembly. NCBI's taxonomy places the organism in Eukaryota, Fungi, Ascomycota, Pichiomycetes, Serinales, Debaryomycetaceae.
UACACUUUAUUAUACACCUCAAUUUCUCAAAAUAUAUUAGUUAGAACCAAUACUCCUCCCCCCAUUGCUUCAGACUAACAAGGAACCAUGCUAAUAAACGUUCUAUUGGUUCUUCUAGUGAACCUCGUGAUAGCAACCUGUACUUCCUUAUCUGGCCAUUGUGCAAUUUAUGGUACAUGUGGCAAAAAAUCCAUGUUUGGAGCAUCAUUACCAUGUCCUGGACUAGUCAAGGCUUCUGCCCCUUCAGAAGAAUCUGCUAGAACCCUUCGUCUGAUCUGUGGUGCUGACUUCCCCGUAGAUAAAGUUUGCUGUUCACCAGAUCAAAUUGCUGCUCUUCAAUCGAAUUUGAAGAAAGUUGACCCACUUAUAAGUUCAUGUCCCGCAUGUAAACGGAACUUUUAUGACUUUUUCUGUCAAUUUUCAUGUUCUUCAGACCAGGCAACAUUUGUAAAUGUUACUAAAGUAGCCCUUGCUUCCGAUACAAAACAAGAAGUGGUCACUGAAUUAUCUCAAUACGUCAAUGCCACAUAUGCCGAGGAAUUCUUUAAUUCAUGUAAAAAUUUGAAGUUUUCAGCAACAAAUGGCUUUGCCAUGGAUCUUAUUGGAGGCGGAGCCACCAAUUAUCAACAAUUUUUGAAGUUUCUUGGUGAUGAAAAGCCUCUUUUAGGAGGAUCUCCUUUCCAAAUCAAUUUCGAGUAUAAUGGCGGAGACAAGGCUGGUCCUUUCAAGUUGAGAACUGGGGAAAUGAAACGUUGUGAUGACGAAGAGUAUAAAUGUGCUUGUUCUGAUUGCCUUGAAUCAUGUCCAAACUUGCCAGAAUUCAAAGAUUUUAAUGCAACUUGUAAAAUUGGGCCCUUACCAUGUUUUAGCUUUGCUGUGGUAUCAAUUGGUCUCACAUUGAUUGUAGUUGGAAUUCUUUUCCAUUUAAAGAAAUGGAAAGGUCAUCAAAAGGGAAACCAAACACCAGGUGGAAUAAUCUCUGAACAACAUCUGCUGCCCAUCUUGGAAGAGGUGACUCCAGAUGAUGAGGAAACAGAUACAAUAGUGCCAAUUCACCCACUGCCAUUUGAUUCCUUUUUCGCCUAUACUUCAUUCCAAUUUGCUUCAAACCCAUGGAAAACAAUCAUCUCUUCACUUGUGAUUACACUUCUUCUUUCUUCCGGUUUAGGAACUCUUAAACUUGAAACUGACCCGGUCAAUCUUUGGGUAAGUCCAAAUGAACCGGCCUUUUUAGAAAAGCAAUACUUUGAGGAGAAAUUUGGAGAGUUUUAUAGAAUAGAACAGUUGAUCAUUAGUAGUAAUGAUUCGUCACCCGUUCUUUCUUGGGAUACCAUUCAAUGGUGGUUUGCUAAAGAACAAGAACUUACUACAUUAAACAAUAGUCUUCUUUCUUCGAUUUGCUUCAAACCUUUGGGAGAAACCUGUGCAAUUGAAUCAUUUACUCAAUAUUUCCAAGGUGAUAUCAAUUAUCUUACUCCACUGAAUUGGAAACAACAAAUCAGUGGCUGUACAUCUUCUCCAGUCAAUUGUUUACCUUCAUUCCAACAACCUUUGAAAAGCAAUUUACUUUUCGACAAUGAAAACAUUCUCGAAGCACAGGCUUUUGUCGUAACCCUUUUAAUCAACAAUAAUCUGACUGAUGUUUUAUCAACAAAAUUGGCUACAGAUUUUGAACUGUCAUUGAUUGACUGGAUAGAAAAUUCACUUAAGAAGGAAGCUGCAAAGUUGGGUCUACAUGUCUCUUACAGUACAGAAAGUUCUCUUACCACUGAGUUAAAUCAAUCAACCAACACAGAUAUUAAAAUUGUCAUUAUUUCUUAUUUGACAAUGUUUUUAUAUGCCUCUUUGGCUUUGGGUGGUAGAAUCCCUCAAUUUGGUAAGGGACUUAAAUCCUUGGUAACCACUCGAUUUCAACUUGGACUUGGUGGUAUUGCCAUCAUCCUACUCUCUGUAAGUUCAUCAGCUGGGGCUUUUGCAUUCAUCGGCUUGAAAUCAACUUUGAUUAUUGCUGAGGUUAUCCCUUUCCUUGUUUUGGCAGUAGGUAUCGAUAAUAUCUUUUUGAUUGUACAUGAGUUACAAUUGGUGAGUACCUUGACCCCCAACGACUCAGUGGAAAUGAGAAUAUCUACCGCUUUACGUAACAUUGGACCUUCAUGUUUAAUCAGUGCCCUUUUACAAUUAUCAAUGUUCCUCAUUGCUACAUGGGUGGAAAUGCCCGCGGUCAAAAACUUUGCCUACUAUUCAGCUGGUGCUAUCUUGUGUAACUUCUUGUUACAAAUGAGUGCAUUUAUUGGAUUAUUAGCAUUAGAUCAAAAACGUAUGGAGGAAGGUAGAUUGGAUUUAUUCCCCUGGGUGUCUGUGCUGGUUGAAUUGGAAGAUCAAGAAGAACAACAAGAAGUGCAACCGGCAUUUAUUCGUAAACUCUCAUCUAUGGUAUCGAAUUAUCCAACUACCAUUCUCACUCCAAAGAUUAAAAGAAAACUUAUAAGUUUAUUUGUUGUUUGGUUUGCUGUAUCAUUGAGUCUUCUCCCCAAAAUUGAAUACGGAUUAGACCAACGUAUUGCCCUCCCAGCAGAUUCAUAUUUGGUAGAUUACUUCAAUUCAGUUUACAAAUAUUUAAAUGUUGGUCCUCCAAUCUUUUUUGUGACUAAGGAUUUGGAUGUGACUGAAAGAUCAGGCCAACAUAAACUUUGUGGGAAGUUUUCUACAUGUAAUGAAUUUUCCGUGGCCAAUAUUUUGGAACAAGAGUUCAAACGUGGGAAUAAAUCUACCAUUGCUGAUCCAACUUCUAGUUGGUUAGAUGAUUUCUUAACUUGGUUGAAUCCUGAUCUUGACCAAUGUUGUAGAUUAAAGAAGAGUACCCUAGACAAAAAAUCCCCAGAAUUCUGUGGGGCCUAUACACCCGAAAGACAAUGUCAAAGUUGCUUUGCCGAUCAUAGUCCGCCAUACGAUAUUUCCAUGGAUGGCUUCCCUGAGGGAAAGGAUUUUAUGUUUUACUUUGACCAAUGGAUAGAGGAACCCAGUGACCCUUGUCCAUUGGGAGGUAAGGCGCCAUACUCCAACAGUAUUUCUACACAUGCCAAUGGCUCCAUUGAAGCCAGUUACUUUAGAACUAGUCAUGUCCCAUUGAGAUCACAAAAUGAUUUCAUUGUAGCAUACAAGAAUUCCCGGAGAAUAAUCGAUGAGAUAAAGCAAUAUGAACCAGAUUUAGAUAUUUUCUCCUAUUCUCCAUUCUAUGUGUUCUUUGUACAAUAUCAAACUAUCCUUACCCAGACACUUGGAUUAUUAACAGCCGCUGGAACUAUUAUACUAGUGGUGUCUACAAUUUUACUUGGAACCUGGAAAGUUGCCACGGCUGUGACUGCCACCGUUGCCAUGAUUGUUGUGAACAUCUGUGGAGUAAUGUCAAUUUGGUCGAUCUCGCUUAAUGCUGUAUCUCUUGUCAAUCUCGUCAUAUGUGUUGGACUUGCCGUCGAAUUCACCAUUCAUAUUGCUCGUGCAUUCACAAGGGCAGAGGGGAAAACCUCAUCAGACCGUGCCCUUGUGGCCUUACAAACAGCCGGAGGAUCGGUUUUCGGAGGUAUCACCAUCACGAAAUUGAUUGGGGUCAGUGUUCUUGCGUUCACUAGAAGUAAGAUAUUCGAAGUGUAUUACUUUAGAAUGUGGAUUUCUCUUGUUUUCAUUGCAGGAGUACAUGGGUUAUGCUUCUUACCAAUCUUACUUAGUUAUCUUUAA